UUGCAAUAUCUUGUUCUCUCUACUCUCUCUCUCUCUCUCUCUCUCUCACACACACACACCCCCACAUACACACACACACUUACUUUCUCUCUCUAUAAAUGCUUAAGAUUUUGUAAGGAUCCUAAUUUACAACUAAUGCAAAGUUGGUGAUAAAUAUGAUGCAGAAUUAAAUAAGUACGAUACAGACUUGUUAUUUUUUAGUUUUAUCAUGGACACUAUGGGUCAGUCAUCACUUGUUCCUCCUGGAUUUCGAUUUCAUCCAACGGAUGAAGAACUUGUAGGCUACUAUCUAAGGAAGAAAGUUGCAUCUCAAAAGAUCGAUCUUGAUGUCAUUAGAGAUAUCGAUCUGUACCAGAUCGAACCAUGGGAUCUGAUAGAGAUAUGUCGUAUUGGAUAUGAGGAGCAAACUGAAUGGUAUUUCUUCAGUCACAAUGAUAAAAAGUAUCUCACUGGGACAAGAACAAACAGAUCAACAAUGACCGGUUUUUGGAAGGCUACUGGAAGAGACAAGGAGGUGUACGAAAAUCGAAGGCUUAUAGGAAUGAGAAAAACUCUUGUGUUCUAUAAAGGAAGAGCACCAAAAGGACAAAAAACUGACUGGAUCAUGUACGAAUACAGGCUUGAAUCCAAAGAAAAUGGUUCUCUUCAGGAAGAAGGAUGGGUUGUGUGCCGCACAUUCAAGAAGCCAACAACAGGACAACCAAAAUACUCUGAAGGAUGGGAAUCAAACUUCUUCUACAAUAGGUGGAUGCAUGCCAGGCCGACCAUGGAUCCACUAGAUUAUAUCACAAGUCAGCCUUCUAGUUCUAUAUUUUCAAAUAGCUUCAUGUGCAAGCAAGAAUUGGAAGCAAAUGAGAAUUUAAAGUUUGUUCAUUGUGAUCAAUUCGAACAACUUCCACAACUCAAGAGCCCAUCUCUCCUGUCAAUUAAGUGGCCUAGCUCUAUAUAUUCAUUGGUGUCUCCAUUAGGCAAUAAUGACAAGGAAGAUGAUCUACCAGUAGGGAUAAACAUAAUCAAUGAUACUAGCAACAAUAAUAAAGUGACUGAUUGGAGAGCUCUUGAUAAGUUUUUAGCUUCUCAACUUAGUCAACAUGAUCGAUAUGGGAUCGGGGAUGGAUCGUCUUCAAGUUUGUGAUGGGACAAAUUAUGAACAUUUGAUAAGUGUUAAAUAUGAAUAUGUGAUAAUAUGGAAUAUAAUGAAUAAUCACCAUAGUAGCUUGAUAUGUAUAAGAGUUAUUGGGAGUGCAUAUUUCAUAUGUGACACAUAUGGAAUGUAAUGCAUAAUCACCGUAGUAGUUUGGGAGUGUAUAUUUGAUAAGCGAUAAAUAUGGAAUAUAAUGAAUAAUCACCAUAGUUGUUUGAUAUG
Messenger RNA from Helianthus annuus (common sunflower), 1366 nucleotides. Its product is annotated as NAC domain-containing protein 76. NCBI's taxonomy places the organism in Eukaryota, Viridiplantae, Streptophyta, Magnoliopsida, Asterales, Asteraceae. The record is from RefSeq and is a predicted model, not a curated record. Gene Ontology annotation, biological process: regulation of DNA-templated transcription. Gene Ontology annotation, molecular function: DNA binding. The transcript is spliced from 3 exons. Bases 209 to 1135 code for a protein of 308 amino acids.